Molecule: messenger RNA, 1212 nt
Organism: Lycium ferocissimum
Lineage: Eukaryota; Viridiplantae; Streptophyta; Magnoliopsida; Solanales; Solanaceae
Exons: 4
Coding region: 1-1212 (403 amino acids)
Molecular function (GO): RNA-DNA hybrid ribonuclease activity; nucleic acid binding
Source: RefSeq, a predicted model, not a curated record
AUGGCUCCUACUAAGUAUACUCUCAAUGAGUUACACAAAAUCUUUGCUAGAUUCUUUUGGAGCAACAAAGAGGAAGGAAGAAAUAGACAUUGGCCUGCUUGGCUGAAAUUAUGUGUUCCGAAAAGUGAAUGGGGUCUAGGAUUCAAUUCAUUAUUUGAUGUAUCUAAAGCUUUGUUUGCAAAGUUAUGGUGGAGGUUUAGAAUAGGAGGGACUAUAUGGCCACUUUUCUGUGGAACAAGUAUCAAAAGGAAGAUUCCAACUCUGCUUCAAUGGAAAGGAGGUUCUCAGCUUUGGAAAAACAUACUGGAGGCUAGGGAUGCCGUUGAGAAGGAGAUAUGGUGGGAGAUAAGAGAUGGAUCAGCUAAUUUUUGGUAUGAUAAUUGGACUAAGCUAGGUCCAUUAGCUGAUAUCAUGCCAUCUAACUUCCCUAUAGAUGACAGUAUUCAAGAAGUGAAGGAUGUGAUGAUUAAUAACAGAUGGAAUGUUCAAAAACGUCAACAAACUGUUCCUGAAGAUGUAAUGGAGCAUAUUACAAGAAACUGCUGGAGCGAUGAAGGCUAUAGAUCCAUGGAUAAGGUUUGGUGGUUGCUUAAUAGUAGUGGUGUUGUUCUCAGCCACAACAAGAAACCAUGGAACAUGUCUUCCUUACAAGUGAAUAUGCAGUUGGAGUGUGGAAAGUGUUUUGCAGAUGCAGCUGGGGUACAAGGUCCUUUUGUUCAGAUUAAACAAACUGUCAAGAAAUGGUGGGAUACUGAAUGUUCUACUAAGUUGAAGCCUUUAUAUCAAGCAGCUCCAGCAUUUAUUAUGUGGCAACUAUGGAAGAGAAGAAAUGCAGUGGUUCAUGGAGAGAAAAUGUCAAGACACAAGGUUCUGUAUGAGAUUAAUAGGAAUUUGAUUCAGUUUGCACGGACAAGUGAUGGGGCCUCAAAAGGAAAUCCUGGUCCUAGUGCUUUUGUAUUUUGUGUAAGGAAUCAUGAAGGCAAUCUUAUUCAUGCAGUUGCUAGGAGAAUUGAUGAUACCACUUGCUUAGUGGCUGAAGCUAAAGCUAUGUAUGAUGGCAUUAGAUAUUGUGUACAGAAGCAGCUUAUUCUUUUGUUUUUAGAGACUGAUUCACUUGGACUUUUGAAGUUUGUAGAAGGAGAAUGGGAUGUUCCAUGGAUUAUUUGUAUGGAGGAAAUAUAUCUUUUGAUUCAUUCAUUGAAUUUCCAGUAG